CUUUAAAGAAAAUAACUUGUAUGAAAGAUUCGUCGAACCCAGUUGCUCCUCAAGAACCAGUUCCAGAAGUUGAACCAGCUCGAGAUGUAAAACCUGUUCCAGUAGUUGAAUCGGUUCCAGAAAUCAAACCAGUUCCACUAAUUACAGAACCAGUUCCACUGAUUACAGAACCAGUUAUUUAUGAAAAAAAUGAAGCAAGGAUUUCCUUAGAAUUGGAGAAAGAGUUUUGUUUGAUGGUGAAUAGAGAACUUCAUGUUAGCUAUUGUAAUAUUUAAAGUAUAGGUGACUCAUGAUAAAAACCUCCCCCAGUCUCACACCUUUAUCUCUUUGUUCUUUUAAUGAAUGCG
Messenger RNA from Eurytemora carolleeae, 347 nucleotides. RefSeq names its product zinc finger protein jing homolog. The record is from RefSeq and is a predicted model, not a curated record. The transcript has 4 exons. NCBI's taxonomy places the organism in Eukaryota, Metazoa, Arthropoda, Copepoda, Calanoida, Temoridae. Bases 21 to 275 code for a protein of 84 amino acids.